CGCCCCUUCAGUCUCAGUGGGCGGGGUCAGCACAUGUGUCAGCAGCAGCAGCAUGAGUCAGUCAGUCCAACAAUCUCACCCUCAUCCACUGUUUCAAACUCUCAGAAAUGUGUCUCCUCUGCAUCACAGCAUAAAGGACAUUGACUGAAUCACAGCACCUUCCUCUCUCUUCAUCAUCAUCAUCAUCAUCAUGUCUGGGAAGUCGGACGGAGUGCAGAAGAAGUGGGCGGCCGUGAAGGUUCGACUGGGUUCGUCUCAGGACAUGGACAGCCCGCAGGAGGCCAACCUGGAGAACGCAGAGCCGGAGCUGUGCAUCCGUCUGCUGCAGGUGCCCAGCGUGGUCAACUACUCCGGCCUGAAGAAGCGUCUGGAGAGAAGCGACGAGGCCUGGAUGGUGCAGUUCCUGGAGCUCUCGGGGCUCGACCUGCUUCUGGAAGCCCUGGAUCGGCUGUCGGGACGCGGAUGCUCUCGGAUCGCAGACGCUCUGCUGCAGCUCACGUGCGUCAACUGCGUGAGAGCCGUCAUGAACUCGUCCGCCGGGAUUCACUUCAUCGUGGAUAAUGAGGGAUACGUGCGCAAGCUGUCGCAGGCUUUGGACACCUCCAACACCAUGGUGAAGAAGCAGGUGUUCGAGCUGCUGGCGGCCCUCAGCAUGUUCUCCUCCGAGGGACACCGGCUCGCUUUAGACGCGCUGGACCAUUACAAGUCUGUGAAGACGCAGCAGUAUCGAUUCAGUGUGAUCAUGAACGAGCUUCGAGCCACUGAUAACGUGCCUUACAUGGUGACCCUUCUGAGCGUCAUAAACGCCCUCAUCUUCAGCGCCGACGACCUGCGGCAACGGGACAAGAUGCGCAAGGAGUUUAUCGGAUUACAACUGCUUCACCUACUGCCAAAGCUGAGAGAAGAGGACGAUGAAGACUUGAUCAUCCAGUGCGAGGCGUUUGAAGAGGCCAUGGCUGAGGAUGAGGACGAGCUCCUGAGGCUUUAUGGAGGAAUUGACAUGAGCAACCAUCAGGAAGUCUUCUCAUCUCUGUUUAAUAAGGUGAGCAGUUUCCCGUCUUCACUGCAGCUGUUGUCUAUAUUACAAGCCCUUCUUCUUCUGGGUCCCGAGCGAGCAGAUAUCUGGCAGGCGCUGGAGUCGCUCACGAACCGGGCCACGCUGAUCGCUCAGAGCUCUGAGAUGGAUGCGUGCGAGAAGAUUCUGCAGCGUCUCGUCUUCUCUAAGGAAGCAGCCAAAAGUUCUUCUGAGGUCAAAAGAAAGAAUCAAGCCGUUCAGACUGAGGCGAAAGACGAGAAACUGGAGUGUUCUUGCAGAUCAACCAACCAUGAACCACUGCGCAACUCCACAAAGACUGUACCACCACCACCUCCUCCUCUGCCCGGCAUGCAGCCUCCCCUCAAAACAGGAGCUGGACCUCCUCCUCCACCACCACCACCUCCUCCACCUCCUGUACCAGGAUCAGGGAUGCCUCCACCUCCUCCUCCUCCUCCUCCUCCACCUCUUCCUGGGAUGGGUUCUGCAGGUCCACCACCGCCUCCACCUUUACCUGGUAUGGGUGCACCGCCGCCGCCUCCUCCUCUGCCAGGAAUGGGUGCUCCUCCUCCUCCUCCUCCUCCUCCUGGUAUGGGUGAUGUGAUCGUGGCGCAGACGUUUCAUCCGGUUGGGCAACGCUACAGCGCCCCGGUGAAGACCGGCCCUCAUCCCACCCUCAGGAUGAAGAAACUCAACUGGCAGAAACUCAAUUCUAGAGCAGUUACUGAUGGUCCUUCUCUGUGGGCGUCUGUCACAAAUGAUUCAUCCCUGGAGCCGAACUACACCAGCAUCGAGCAGCUCUUCAGUCUGCCAGUGUCUGAACCCAAAGACAAGAACCCGGCCGCCCCCGUCAAGAAAGAACCCAAAGAGAUUUCCUUUAUUGACGCCAAGAAGAAUCUGAACCUGAAUAUAUUUCUGAAGCAGUUCAAGUGCUCUCAUGAGGAGUUUGUGGCGAUGGUGCAGAAUGGAGACUGUUCGAAAUUUGACGUUGAGUCUUUGAAACAGCUUCUGAAACUGCUUCCGGAAAAACAUGAGAUUGACAACUUAAAAACCUUUCAAGGAGAUCCAGACAAACUGGCCAACGUGGACCGCUUUUACCUCUCUCUGCUGGCUGUACCCUGUUACCAGCUGAGGAUUGAAUGCAUGUUACUCUGUGAGGAGACGCUGUCGGUGCUUGAUAUCCUGAAGCCGAAGGUUGAGCUGGUGGAAACGGCCUGUGAAAGUCUCAGGAAAAGUUCACUGCUGCCCAGUUUCUGCAAGCUCAUCCUUGAUGUUGGAAACUUCCUCAACUAUGGAAGUCACACAGGAAACGCUGAGGGAUUCAAGAUUAGUUCCCUGUUGAAACUCACUGAAACCAAAGCAAACAAGAGUCGCAUCACCCUCUUACAUCACAUCCUGGAGGAAGCCGAAUUAAACCACCCAGAGCUGCUGAACCUUCCAGAAGACAUCGAGGCCUGUGAGAUAGCGGCCGGCGUAAAUCUGGACUCGAUUCAGGCAGAAACAAAUAAUCUUCUAAAGAGACUGAAAGAUGCAGAGAAAAGAGUGUCUUCAUCAGUCGAGGAUGUCAAGGAGCAGUUUUUAGGGGUUAUAGAGAGGAACCUGACGGCGUGUAAAGCUCUGGAGGAGCGUUUUACCAACAUAGACAACAGGAAAGGAGAUCUGGCUCAGUAUCUCUGUGAAGACGCCGGUCAGCUCUCGCUGGAUGAACUCUUCAGCACCAUCAAGACCUUCCGUCAGCUCUUCCUCAAAGCCUUAAAGGAAAACAAGAUCCGUAAAGAACAAGCUGCCAAAGCCGAGAAAAGAAAACAGCAGCUGGCGGAGGAGGACUCCAAGAGACAGAAAGGAGAAGAUGGGAAGAUAAUCAGAAAAGGGCCUGUGCCGCAGGAAGACGGCUGCAUCAUCGAUCAACUCUUGGCGGACAUUCGGAAGGGUUUCCAUCUGAGAAAGACUCGUCCCAGGUGCGAAACGGAAAGUGCCCCUUCUAGUGAAAUGCAUAGGGAUACGGGACCGUCCGCAGCAAGUGUCAGGUCUGUCGGAGACGAAGCUGGAUCGUCUGCGGUCGGAACGUCUCUGGCAGUCCUGGAUUCUUCUCCAGAAGAUCCGGCCAAAGGUUGCGGCCCGAAUCCCAGAGGUGAAGCAACCUUGUUGGGUAACGGUGAGCCAAAGAGCCUUCCUUCAGACGUAAAGGAGCCUGGAUCACCUCAAACCAUCACUGCGAUCGACUCUACACUCAUGGAUUUACCACAAAACCAGCCUGUGAGCACCAGGACUGAGAAGCCUUGCACAGACACACCCGCUCAGGAACGAACCGCAGCAGAUCAGCCUGACGUGUCACCCAGCUGCCUUACUAAUCCACACCUACAAAAUCAUAAUGCAAAUAAUAUCAGGUCAGCGGACGAUGAUGCGACUCGCUCUGCAUCAGUAAAUGCAACUGACCGUGACGAGAAUAAAGACGGAUGCGUCGACCACCCGCUGCAGUCGAGUAACGCUUACACCGAUGACAUCAGUAAGGAGUCGUCAGGAAACCAUGUUCCGACACCUGAUGAAGUAGACGGAGUGACGCCACAAGCCACGCCCACUCCUUCUCUAGACUCCGCCCACACGAAACCUGAUAAAAAGAAACCGCUCUUCCAAAGAAACAAAAAAAGCAGUAAUGAAGGAAGCUCCAGGAAAAGGAGAACAAAAGGGCGAAGGAAAAGUUGAGCGCGUUCCUGCUGUGAUCCUGUUAUCCCGUCGGAUCUGGAGUCUGCUUAGCGGAGGAACAACUAAUGGCGUGCUUUAAAGAAAUACAAUCUGCGUAUUAGAGUUUGGCCUGAAGUGUUUUUAAAUGCUACAUAUUUAGAUUUGACCAAACUAUUUUUAAUAUUUGCACUCCAUAAGAUAUGUUUAUAUUCCAAAACUUUGUUUACAUAAAGAGCGGUUCGAGGAGAGAGAAAAAAUGUCUGAUCAUGAACCUUUAAAAGUCUGUACUGUUUAAGAAACCUUUAAGAUAACCUGCUGUUCACUAUUAAUAUUGCUCUGAAUCAUGUUAGCUUUAUAUAUUAUAAAAAUAUAGUAUUAUUUUGUUCUUACAAUAUCAGUUCUAAAGUAUUAGUCAUAAAAUUUCUCAGCAGAAAUGAUUAUAUUUUGCGCUUGCAGUGGUUGAGCUGGACUGUUGAGUAUUUUCAUUUGAGUGACUUGUCAGUAUGUAUUUUCAUGUACGUCAAGAAAAUCUAUAAAUUAUAUAUAAAUAAAAAUGUGCAAUCAG
Messenger RNA from Megalobrama amblycephala (Wuchang bream), 4280 nucleotides. It is a transcript of the gene inf2, whose product is annotated as inverted formin 2. Gene Ontology annotation, biological process: actin cytoskeleton organization. NCBI's taxonomy places the organism in Eukaryota, Metazoa, Chordata, Actinopteri, Cypriniformes, Xenocyprididae. The record is from RefSeq and is a predicted model, not a curated record. Bases 191 to 3736 code for a protein of 1181 amino acids. Gene Ontology annotation, molecular function: actin binding; small GTPase binding. The transcript has 22 exons.